Molecule: messenger RNA, 408 nt
Organism: Nymphaea colorata (pocket water lily)
Lineage: Eukaryota; Viridiplantae; Streptophyta; Magnoliopsida; Nymphaeales; Nymphaeaceae
Product: E3 ubiquitin-protein ligase RGLG5-like
Exons: 5
Coding region: 1-408 (135 amino acids)
Source: RefSeq, a predicted model, not a curated record
AUGACAAAGGCUCUUGGAGGAACGAUGUUCACGACUUUCAGAAACAAUCUCAACGUCGUAGAACCUCCGUUCAGAUUGCAGGAGACUGUUAAGGAAGGGCCAACUUCGUUUGCACCUAUAAUUAAAGCAUCAAUCGACAUUGUUGAAAGAAGUAAUGGGCUGUAUCAUGUCCUUGUGAUUAUUGCAGAUGGGGAGGUAACUGAAUAUGCUAACUCAGCAUCUGGAAGUCACAGUCCCCAAGAAAGUGCAACUAUAGAUGCCAUAGUUUCUGCAAGUCAGUACCCACUAUCAAUUAUUUUGGUUGGUGUUGGAGAUGGGCCAUGGGAUAAAAUGCAGCAGUUUGAUGAUAACAUUCUCCAGAAAAAGUUUGACAACUUCCAGAUAUUAUGGAGCAAGGUUUCUGCUUGA